AUGCAGGCUUUCUCGAGACAGCUUCGCGUGCCCGGAGCCGCCGCUCUGCGCCACAUCUCCCGCCGCGCCUACAGCUCCAGCUCCUCCCCCUACACAUCCACCAUCGACAACCUGCGCAUCAAUGGCGACACCAAGGUCCUCUUCCAGGGCUUCACCGGAAAGCAGGGAACUUUCCACGCCCAGCAGGCUAUCGAAUACGGUACCAAGGUUGUUGGUGGCACGAACCCCAAGAAGGCUGGCCAGGAGCACCUCGGCCUCCCCGUCUUCGGCAACGUCAGUGAGGCCGUGAAGGAGACCGGCGCCACUGCCACCGCCAUCUUCGUCCCUCCCCCUGUGGCUGCUGCUGGUAUCGAGGAGGCCAUCGCCGCCGAGAUCCCCCUGGUUGUCUGCAUCACCGAGGGUAUUCCCCAGCAUGACAUGGUCCGCAUCACCUCCAUGCUCAAGUCCCAGUCCAAGACCCGUCUCGUCGGCCCCAACUGCCCCGGUAUCAUCGCCCCCGGCCAGUGCAAGAUCGGUAUCAUGCCUGGCUUCAUCCACAAGCGUGGCCGCAUCGGUAUCGUCUCCCGCUCCGGCACCCUCACCUACGAGGCCGUCAACCAGACCACCCAGGAGGGUCUCGGCCAGUCUCUCGUCGUCGGUAUCGGUGGUGACCCCUUCUCGGGCACCAACUUCAUCGACUGCCUCAAUGUCUUCCUCAAGGACGAGGAGACCGACGGUAUCAUCAUGAUUGGUGAGAUUGGUGGAUCCGCCGAGGAGGAUGCCGCCGACUUCCUGCGCGCCAACAAUAUUGGCGGCACCGACGGCAAGGGCAAGCCCGUUGUCAGCUUCAUCGCCGGUAUCAGUGCGCCCCCGGGACGCCGCAUGGGCCACGCUGGUGCCAUCGUCAGCGGAGGCAAGGGUGGUGCCGACAGCAAGAUCUCGGCCCUUGAGGCUGCCGGUGUUGUUGUGGAGCGAAGCCCGGCUGGCUUGGGCCGUGCCAUGCGCGAGCAGUUUGUCAAGCGCGACUUGUUGUAG
This is a messenger RNA of Neoarthrinium moseri, 1014 nucleotides long. RefSeq lists its product as uncharacterized. Gene Ontology annotation, cellular component: succinate-CoA ligase complex (ADP-forming); mitochondrion. Gene Ontology annotation, biological process: tricarboxylic acid cycle. The transcript is spliced from 5 exons. Lineage: Eukaryota; Fungi; Ascomycota; Sordariomycetes; Amphisphaeriales; Apiosporaceae. The record is from RefSeq and is a predicted model, not a curated record. Gene Ontology annotation, molecular function: succinate-CoA ligase (ADP-forming) activity; succinate-CoA ligase (GDP-forming) activity. Bases 1 to 1014 code for a protein of 337 amino acids.